AGCCUAGAGAGUAAUGGAAACCUUUUGUUUUCAGAUAAGAUCUGUGAUCAAAUUAGUGAUGCUGUCCUUGACGCGCACCUGAAGCAAGAUCCAAAUGCAAAAGUAGCGUGUGAAACUGCUGCAAAGACAGGAAUGAUUCUCCUGGCUGGGGAGAUCACAUCCACUGCUGCGGUUGACUAUCAAAAAAUUGUUCGUGAAACCAUCAAGCAUAUUGGCUAUGAUGAUUCUUCAAAAGGUUUUGACUACAAAACUUGCAAUGUCUUGGUUGCUCUAGAGCAGCAGUCUCCUGACAUAGCUCAGGGCGUGCAUCUUGACAGGAAGGAAGAAGACAUUGGUGCUGGGGAUCAGGGUUUGAUGUUUGGUUAUGCUACUGAUGAGACCGAUGAGUGCAUGCCCCUGACUCUCCUCCUAGCACACCAGCUGAAUGCAAAACUGGCAGAACUCCGUCGAAAUCAUAUUUUGACUUGGCUGCGACCAGAUUCUAAGACUCAGGUGACCGUUCAGUACAAGCAGGAUCGUGGUGCCGUCAUUCCCAUUAGAGUCCACACCAUUGUCAUUUCCGUUCAGCACGAUGACAGAAUUGGACUGGAUGAGAUGAGAGAUGCCCUGAAGGAGAAAGUGGUCCGAGCUGUUGUGCCUGCAAAAUACUUGGAUGAUGAUACUAUUUAUCAUCUGCAGCCUAGUGGCCGAUUUGUGAUUGGUGGCCCCCAGGGAGAUGCUGGCUUGACUGGCCGGAAGAUCAUUGUUGACACUUACGGUGGUUGGGGAGCUCAUGGAGGAGGCGCUUUCUCUGGUAAAGACUACACAAAAGUUGACCGUUCGGCUUCUUAUGCUGCUCGCUGGGUUGCCAAAUCCCUUGUAAAGUCUGGCCUGUGUCGGCGAGUGCUCGUUCAGGUAUCUUAUGCUAUUGGAGUGGCCCAUCCCAUAUCAGUCUCUAUUUUCCACUAUGGCACCUCUCAAAAAACCGAGCACGAACUGCUGGACAUUGUGAAGAAGAACUUUGAUCUUCGCCCGGGGGUCAUUGUCAGGGAUCUGGAUCUGAAGAAGCCUAUUUAUCAGAAGACUGCGGCCUAUGGUCACUUUGGUAGGAACAACUUCCCCUGGGAAGUCCCCAAAAAGCUUAAAUACUGAAUAUGUUGGGCUUCUUUCCCCAGACCUGUUGGUGUACAUUACAGAGAAACCUUCAGGCUCCUUUGUGGGAAAGAGCCCCAAUCCCUCAAUUGGUCCUAUCCUUCUCUGCUCUUAACUUGGCACACUGUUCAUUACCAUGAAUAUCAGUCCUCUGGGGACCGCAAAUUGCACUGUGCUUUCUCCUCUGCCCAAUGCGCUUGACGUACAAGUAGAGCCAGUUGAGCAUAGGCACAAUACAAGAUCCAUAGAGAAGAAAGGCUGUAAGCAAAACAGUGCUUCAGCCUAAUCUUUUGCUUUGCCCAAAGGCUAACCUUACCUUCAAAAAAAAAAAAAAAAGCCC
Molecule: messenger RNA, 1471 nt
Organism: Python bivittatus (Burmese python)
Lineage: Eukaryota; Metazoa; Chordata; Lepidosauria; Squamata; Pythonidae
Source: RefSeq, a predicted model, not a curated record